UGGGCUGUUCCGACUGAACAACUCCAUGAGGGAGAGCCUCUUGCUGCCUCUCUCGUCGCGACAAACUAGCUGGGACUAACAUAGAACUCGUUUCAAGCUGUUUUAAAGUAAAAUUAUUAUAUUUAUAUAUAUUAAACAAUCGGGUUAAUUUUUUUUAAUCAAGUGCAAGUUAUAUACUUUUUUAAAAAUAUAUAUUUAAUAAAAUAUUAUAAAUAAUAUUCAAGCUUAAUUGUAUUAAAGUUAUAAAAGUGUGGAUUUAAUGUGAAACCUGGGCAACCAAAUAAUCGAUUAAAUACAUUUUUAUUAAAUAAAUGUUAUUUCAUUGGAUUAAUAAAGUUGAUGACAAUUAUAUGUGAACCUUGACAACGAAAGGAUUUAACAUUAAAUUUUAUAAAUUAAUUUAUUUAUGUUAAAUAAUAAUUUUUGGAAUUUUAUUAUUAACGAAAGGCAUGUUUAAUAAAAACGGUCCAGUUCAAGUCCAUCGAGGAUGGCGGGGGCAUAAUUGGGCCUCAAAAUAAUGUAAAUAACCCUGUCGGCCUUAAAAAUAAAAUAUCAUCAUCAUCAUUUACUUGCAACAUCGUUUGUAUUAUUUUUUUUUUUCAAAUAGAAAAAAUAAUCAAUCAACUCUGUGUCUUUCUUCAAAGUGCCUGAAUUUUUUUUUAAAUUUUCCAAUUAUUUAUUGUAAUUAAUUAAUUAGCUUUUUCCAUUUGUGAAUAUUUUUUAUUUUAGUUUUUUUUUUAAAUUUUGAUUAUAGAAUAAUUAUUAUAAAUAAUAUUGAAAAUUUUACUGACACUGAUACCCGGAUAUCCGCUACUGUUGCUUUCGUUAUCGAACAUGAACCACUUUUUUAAGCUUCGUAGCAGAGUCCUUCAGAGUCUCAUCCUUGGAUUCAUUUGUAUUACUUUCUAUACGUAUUAUUGGACCACUGAUGAUCAGGAGCUUCGACCUUACAUACUUGGUGCCAAUAUAAGUGCAUCGGCAUUAAUACAAGCUCCGCCAAUACAAAAUUUAAGCCUAGAAACAACCUUGACAGUAUCAAAUACUAAGAAUACAACGAUUGAGACUGUAUCAACACAACAGCAGCAGCAGCUUAAUAAUUCUCACAAUAUAAAUAAUGCAUUAUCACAAUCAGGUUCAACAUCCUAUUCAACAUUAAUAACAAAUACAAAUGUUAAUAUAACAACAGCAACAAUUAAUAAUGACACGACAAUUCAACAAACAAAAAAAUCAAUUAUCGAAACAACAUCAACAACGACAAAUAUUAUUAUUGAUGAAGCAAGUGCAAGAGCAAUAUAUCAAUCUGGACAUUACAUGAAUGCAUCAACAAAUUGUCCAAAUAAUGGUGAAAAUAUGAACCUAAUAAUUGUUGUUAUGUCAGCACCAGGUAAUAUUGAAGCACGAACUGGUAUAAGACAAACAUGGGGACAUUUUGGUCAACGUAGUGAUAUGAGUGUUGUAUUUAUUAUUGGCCAAACAAAUAAUACAAAAUUAGAAAAAAUAAUAAAUAAUGAAAAUGCAUUAUAUGGUGAUAUAAUAAGUGGUAAAUUUUAUGAUUCAUAUUCAAAUUUAACUCUUAAAACAAUAUCAACACUUGAAUGGACAAAUAAAUAUUGUUCAAAAGCCAAGUUUUUAUUAAAGACUGAUGAUGAUAUGUUUAUAAAUGUGCCACGACUAUUGUCAUUUAUAAAAAAACAUGAUAAAAUUAAAAAUAUAAUAUAUGGUCGUUUAGCAAAAAAAUGGAAACCAAUUAGAAAUAAAAAAAGUAAAUAUUAUGUUAGUCAAGGACAAUUUAAAUCACAAUAUUUUCCAGAUUUUACAACUGGUCCAGCUUAUUUAUUAUCAAAUGAUAUUAUUAAUAGACUUUAUGAGGCCGCCCUUAAUCAAACAUAUCUCAAACUUGAGGAUGUAUUUACAACUGGUAUUGUUGCUCAGAAAAUUGGUAUUAAACGUGUACAUGCUAAUGAAUUUUUAAAUAAAAGAAUAUCAUAUAGUCCAUGUAAUGUACAACAUGGUAUAAGUAUACACAUGGUUAAAUAUGGUGAACAAUUUGAUUUAUGGAAAAAGCUACUUGAUGGUAAAAGUAAAUGUAAUUGAUUCUAUCAAUUUUUUUUUUUAAUCAAAUAAUUCAUUUAUCAAUUUCGAAAAAUGUUCUGAAUAAUUUUAUUUUUUUUGUUUUAUUUGUCACUGUGCAUUUUCAAUAUCAACGAAUUUGUUUUGUACAUUAUAAUUAUAAAAAAAAAAAAAAAACAAGUGAUAUUUAUUAAAAUGAUAAAUUAAUUUAGUAGUAACACUCAGGUAUCUUUAUAUAUAUAUUUAAUAAUUUUAAUCUAUCGUUAUAAAUAUUUUUCUAUAUUUACUUUGUUAUAUAUUAUUGCGAACAAAAAAUUAUCAUACUUUAUUUGUUUUUUUUUAAAUUAAAAUAACUUAUUAUCAUUAUGAUUUUACACAUGGUUGUGCCAUAUAAAUUCAUCAAAGAUUAUCAAAUGUUUUGUAAAAAGAAAAAACGGUUUUGUUAUUGAUAAGUUGAUUGAUACGAACGACGAGA
This is a messenger RNA of Aphidius gifuensis, 2545 nucleotides long. Its product is annotated as beta-1,3-galactosyltransferase 5-like. The record is from RefSeq and is a predicted model, not a curated record. Gene Ontology annotation, molecular function: hexosyltransferase activity. The coding region runs from base 835 to 2094 and encodes 419 amino acids. Lineage: Eukaryota; Metazoa; Arthropoda; Insecta; Hymenoptera; Braconidae. Gene Ontology annotation, cellular component: membrane. The transcript has 2 exons.